Messenger RNA from Octopus bimaculoides (California two-spot octopus), 3864 nucleotides. RefSeq names its product poly(rC)-binding protein 3. The record is from RefSeq and is a predicted model, not a curated record. Gene Ontology annotation, molecular function: RNA binding. NCBI's taxonomy places the organism in Eukaryota, Metazoa, Mollusca, Cephalopoda, Octopoda, Octopodidae.
CAUUACCGCCAUUACCACCAUCGCUGCAUUAUGCGCUUUAACUCUCUUAUCCUGUUUCCUUGCCCUUAACUGUUCCUCACCUGUUUGGUGCGUUAAGCCCCGAAUCUGCAACCCGUAUAUUUAGAAAGAAAUUUUUUUUAACAAAAGCGAUACAUUAUAUUCCAUAUAAACGCAUAUAUUAUGUGAACAUAUGCAUAUAUACGUAAGUGUAUGUGUAUGUGAGGGGUGACUGCACCUACAUACAUACAUACAUACAUACAUACAUACAUACAUACACACGUACAUACAUACACACAUACAUACAUACAUAUGUGCGUAUGUGCAUAUAUGUAUAUAUACAUAUAUAUAUAAAAACAUAAAUGUGAGUGUGUGUGUGUGCGUGUGCGUGUGCGUGUGUGUGUAACAAAACAAACAUACACGCUAUCACCGUUACUACCAGACCCUUUUCUACUUUACCCAGUUUGCAACAAUGCUUAGGAUACAAGUUAUUAGAGCACUGCUAAUGACUAGAUGAAUCCUUCUUCAUUAAUGUACACCUAAUUAUUGUUACAGUUGCCUGAAUACAUUUACCUCUGGUUAUUUGAUCUAAACAAAAUUUAAAAAAUAUACUGAUUAAGAAGAAAAAUGAGUUUCAUUUUCUUUUAAAAAGCUGAAGCCACAGUGCCAAAAAACAACUGGAUAGUGCUUAAUUGUCAUGGCAACAGAGAGAAAGAUGGUGCAACAAAACGAUAACAGUCCAUGUCCAAUCCAGACAGCUGCAAUACUUACUGUGAGAAUGGUGAUGCAAGGAAAAGAAGUAGGAAGUAUAAUUGGAAAGAAAGGAGAUAAUAUCAAGAAAUUCAGAGAAGAAAGUGGAGCUAAAAUUAACAUAUCAGAUGGCUCUUGCCCAGAACGAAUAGUAACAAUUACAGGUUCUUUAGAGAGCAUUAACAGAGCCUUUACAAUGAUUUGUAAAAAAUUUGAAGAGGAUCUUCAGAACACACCUACGGUGCCUAAGCCUCCUGUUACUCUCCGAUUGGUUGUGCCAGCCAGUCAAUGUGGCUCUUUAAUUGGAAAAGGAGGCUCAAAAAUUAAAGAAAUCCGAGAAAGUACUGGGGCCUCAAUUCAGGUAGCCAGUGAAAUGCUUCCCAAUUCUACUGAACGGGCUGUGACAAUAUCAGGGACGGCAGAUGCAAUUAUACAAUGUAUCCAAAGUAUCUGUUCUAUUAUGUUGGAAGUCAACAAUGGAGUGGCUACCACAGACCCUUUCUUACACUCUCCUACUUAUCCUUUAAAUUCCUUUUACCUUCCUUUUCUCCAGUCCCCUCCUAAGGGAGCAACCAUCCCAUACCGUCCAAAACCUGUAAUGCCUCCAGUGAUAUUUGCUGGUGGACAGGCAUAUACCAUUCAAGGACAAGUACCAGUUCCAAGCCCAGAAGUCAAUAAACUGCAUCAUCAAUUUUCUUUGGGACAGACUGUACCAAUUAUCCCUGCAGCGUCUCAAACAUUGUUACCAGGACAUCUUUCUCUCCCAGGUGUUUCUCCAGUUUCAUUUUCUCGACCAAAUAAUGCAGCUGCUACAGUACAAAAUAGUCAACAAACGACUGAAAUGUCAAUACCAAAUGAUUUGAUUGGGUGUAUUAUAGGACGUGCUGGACAGAAAAUCAAUGAAAUUAGACAAAUUUCAGGUGCUACAAUAAAGAUUUCUAAUGCAGAAGAAGGUUCUUCUGAUAGAAAAGUAACAAUAACUGGAACUCCUGAUACAAUUGGGUUAGCUCAGUACCUCAUUAACACCAGGUUAUGGCUUUGAUCUUGUGCAAUUAUGACAAAUUGUUAAAUAAUGGGGGUUGUGAACAUUUCAGCUUGUUCUUUCCUUCUAAGGACUAACAUCAGCUGAUGUACAUCUUUUGAACCAAGUUUGUGCCUUUUUGCAAUGCAUUCCCUUUUCUAGUAGAUUGAUUGUCAAUUGACGACAGCACUGCAUGUGCAAUAAAGACACAAGCCCUAUCAAAGCAAACAUACCUUUACAAAUAUAACUUAUUUUUAUAAAACAAUUUGAAAUCAAGAAUAGAGUUAAAAUUAUAAUGGAUUUCUAUUAGAAACAUUGAUCUCUUGAAGAAUGUUGAAGAUUUUUCAUUUUGAAAACCACUGACAAUCCAGAGAAAAUUUCAUUAAAAUUUUCUGAAAUGGACAGUGCUCAUCUUGCUGUCAACUAGUAUAGAAACUGGUAUUCAGACUGCUAUUAAACAUAUGAAUUAUUUAAUAUUUAUUAAAGUUCAGAAAAAUGUUCAGUUUUGUUAAUACUAUAUUUUGUCUUCAGAAAUCAUUAUUAAAUAAUCAUAUUAGUAAAAAGAAAAGAAAAAAAAAGAAAGCAAAAUGUGUAAAAGGAAAGCAAUAGAGAGCCUAAAUGUUGUUCAAGUCAUGAUUACUCUACAUUGAUUCAAAUACUAAAAUUAACUUAGUGAUGUUUCUAAGCAAAGAAGUUAACUGAAGUUUCAUAAAUGAAAGCAAAAGUCAUUAAGAAGUCUUAUUCAUUUUUACUAGUUUGCAAUGUCUUGCUUUUUAAGAUAUUUAUAUUUUAAAGUUUGGGACUUGAAAAUUAUUUAGCAAUCUUUAAUUUGAAUUUAAUUUUUAAUACCUAUUUUCAAUAGUUUAGAAAUUGACUUUCCUUCUGUACCUCUUCUAAAGAGAACUAGUAAAAUUUAAAAUAAGGAUGCCACUGUUUCAAUAACUGUGGCCUUUACAAAUGUUGUGUGUUCCUACUUUACACUUCUAGACAUCAUGAAUGCUUGUGACCAUCAGUUUUUAUUUGUAUCCUGCACUAACUUUUAUUUUAACUUUUGGUCCUAAUAAUUUACUUUCUUCAAACAAUAAUAUUUAAAUCAUAAUCUGUUGUUAUUCCAUUUCAUAUAAUUUUUAAAAACCUAUUUUAAUUGUUAUCAUUUAUAUUUCUGGUCUGCACAGUUAUUUUCAUUAUUUUUUAUUGCAUUGUUGCAUGUGGAAUUUGACUAUUAGGUUGGAGCUAUGCCACUCUCAAUCUGCCUUGUCUUGCUGUUGUGCAUGUGAUCAAGCACAUUGUCAUGCCACAUGCAGACACAUUUUUUUGUUAAAAGAGCUACAUUUAACUGGUCAUUUCACAAAAUACAUUUUAAUACAAAUUCUUACAUAAGCAUAUAACUGUAAAGCCAUAUGAAAACAAAAGAAUUUAAAAAAAACAUGUAAAGUCUUUUUAAAAUUAAAUUAAUAUUUCAUCUUUUUUUUAAUAUAUAUCCUUUUGAGUAGAGGUAUAUUUAAUUAUCUAAAACAUUCUAUAGCAGUAUUUAAAAAAUGACAAAUAUAAAUGAUCUCAGCAAAAUUUCAUUUGACUUUCUACACCUUAAAAUGAAAAAUUGCACUAAAUAUAUUUCUAAUUAAUAUUAAUAGCUAUGAUAUUAUAACCCAUUAUAGUUAAUUAAAUUUAAUGCUGUAUAUGACAAUAAUAUCAUAGUAAGAUUUUAUUUCAUAAUUUUAAAUCCAAUUAUAUGAACAGCUGUACAUUAAGAUUUUCUAAAAUAAAAUUGAUAUUUUAAUUUAAAUUUUGCAAUUAAUUGCAUUACAAAUGAUUAUACAAUCCAAAAUAUAUUGUAUAAUAUCCAGAUAUUUAAAUAACUGGAGUUAGAUGCUACAAGAUUAUUGCUCCCAUAUAAAAGAAAACUAUUAUUUUAAAAUCUUUAUUCAUACACAUGAUAUGUAUUAAAAUUUUUAUAAUGAUUAUAUUAUUGAUUUUAAAGUAGAUAAAGUUUUUUCUUUUUGUAUGGGAUUUAUAAUUCAUAAGUAUUUUAUUUUAAGGAAAAAUAAUUUUUGUCUCAAAAUAAUUUUUUCCAAAAGUGUUUUACCAAAUUUUUU